This is a messenger RNA of Salarias fasciatus (jewelled blenny), 4466 nucleotides long. It is a transcript of the gene lrch4, whose product is annotated as leucine-rich repeats and calponin homology (CH) domain containing 4. Gene Ontology annotation, cellular component: cytoplasm. The record is from RefSeq and is a predicted model, not a curated record. Bases 200 to 2452 code for a protein of 750 amino acids. Gene Ontology annotation, molecular function: protein binding. NCBI's taxonomy places the organism in Eukaryota, Metazoa, Chordata, Actinopteri, Blenniiformes, Blenniidae. The transcript has 17 exons.
UGAACUUCCUGUGAGACUGACAGCCCCGGUCCUUCCCGUUGUGUGAACUGACUUUUCUCUCUCGAUCGCACCGAUCCUGGAUUAUUUCCCCCGGACACAAGUUUCCCGGGCCCCCGGUGAACCUCCUCGCGGACCCGCGGGCUAUGAGAGCAGGCGGCCGGUCUGAAGCGAGCUAAAGCGGGGCAGACCUGUCGGUUUGAUGGCCGCUGGGGAUGGAGCCCAGCUGCCGGCCACAGUAGCGGCCAGCCGGAGCGUGGAGAAGGCGCUGGACGAGGCUGCGGCGAGCGGCGCUCUCAACUUAUCCAACCGCAAGCUGAAGGAGUUCCCCCGCAGCGCCCGGAACUACGACCUGUCCGACGUCACCCAUGCAGAUCUGUCCAAGAACCGCCUGUACGAGCUGCCGGAGGAGCUGUGCCAGUUCAUCUCUCUGGAGACUCUCAGCUUGUACCACAAUGGGAUGCGAUCGCUGUCCCCCAGUCUGCUGAACCUCCAGGCCCUCACCUACCUCAACCUCAGCCGUAACCUCCUGUCCAGUUUGCCCCCGGCGGUGUUCCAGCUGCCCCUCCUCAGAGUGCUCAUCGUCAGCAACAACAAACUGUCUUCACUGCCUGCCGCCAUAUUCUCCCUCACCAACCUGCGCCAGCUGGAUGUGAGCUGUAACGAGCUGCAGCUCCUGCCUGCUGAGCUGGGUCAGCUGGAGAGUCUCAGAGAUUUAAACCUGAGGAGGAACCAGCUCUCCAGCCUACCUGAGGAAAUUUCCGAGCUUCCACUCGUCCGACUGGAUGUGUCCUGUAACCGUAUUUCCCACGUUCCCUUGUGUUACCGUCACCUCCGGCAUCUGCAGAACAUUUCACUGGACAACAACCCCCUGCAGAUGCCUCCUGCACAGAUCUGCUCCAAAGGCAAAUACCACAUCUUCAAGUACCUGAACAUGGAGGCCUGCAAGAGGAGCCAGGACGAUCUGGAGAAGCAGCUGAGGCCCACUGGCUUCAACAGCUGCCUGUCUGAACAGGAGCUCUUCCCGGGUCAGUGUGGCGGUCUGGACUCUGGUUUCAACAGUGUGGACAGUGGCAGUAAGAGAUGGUCUGGAAAUGAGUCGACAGACGACUUCUCCGAGCGCUCCCUCCGCAUGGCCGAGGUCAGCAGAGAGCAGAGGAACCUGCAGGAGGAGGAGGAGGAGGAGGAGGAGGAGGAGGCAGCCUCUCCUCUGGAGCCGAACUCAGUGAACGGACAGGUUGAGCAGGUGGACUUCAUCGACAGCAGCCUGACGGAGGACGAGGUGAGGACGGAUCCGCUCGCUCGUCCCUCAGGACCCUCCGUGCACCGCCUUGUUUCAGGUCAACUGUCUGCACGGAAAACGAUGCAUCUUGUGACUGAUUCUCAGGAGCAGAAGGAGAGCUGCUUGCAGACACAUGACUCAACAACACGCAGCAGAUCGAGCCACAGCCUGGACAUCAGCUCCUCGCCGUCCCUGUCCCCCGCGUCCCCGGCGUCCCCCGCGUCUCCGCCGUCCCCGUCCAGCCCCUCGCUGGAGGAGAGGAGGAGGCCCGGCACGCUGCUCAUCUGGCAGGAGAGAGAGCGCCUGCAGCAGCAGAGGGAGCGGAGCAGUGUGCUGAAGCCAUCGUCUAAAACAGGAAGUCACGUGUCCUCCGCCGCAGAGACAGGAAGCAGCUCAUGUGGUGGGUCCGCAGAGAGCAGCGCCUCCCCGUCUGGCCUGAGGCAGCGCUGUGUGAAUCCUGACCUGCUGAACUGGGAGUCCCCGUCGCUUCCUCUGCAGAGGUCCAUGAGCAGAACAGACCUGCCCUCCUCCCCGAAGACCUCUCCUCCUGCCGCUCAGGCCCAGAAACCCAACAGCUUCCUGUUCAGAGCCUCGUCCCGCAGCAACGUGAAAACCACUGGUCGAGCGUUCAGUCUGGCUGAAUCAGGAAAGAGCGAGUCCCGUUCCACACUGCGCUGUCCCAAAGAGGAGCGAGCAGACAUCUCACAGCUACGCAAGACUCUGGAGUCCCGGCUGAAGAUCACUCUGUCUGAGGACCUGAGUGAAGCCCUGUCUAACGGCACCGUGCUCUGCCAGCUGGUCAAUCACGUCCGGCCUCGGUCCGUGUCCAUCAUUCACAUCCCCUCUCCUGCAGUGCCAAAACUGAGUCCAGCAAAGUGUCGGCUGAAUGUGGAAAACUUCCUUGCUGCUUGCCGGAAACUUGGAGUGACGGAGACUGAAGUGUGUGUGUGUUCUGAUGUGCUUCUGUGCAACGUGCCCGCUGUGCUGCGCUGUGUGACGGCCCUGCUGACUGUGGAGAGUGGGGGGACGUUAGGGGACGAGGACAAGUCCCCCCAUCCUUCCUUGCCUGCGUCCUCCUCGUCCUCGUCGUCGCCUCUGUCCACAGACUUCCUGCUCUUCUACUGCGCAGCCAUGGUUCUGCUGUACAUCCUGUACUGCUACCUGCUCACCUAAAGCUCCACCCGACACUCAGGAGAGAGAGAGAGAGAGAGAGAGAGAGAGAGAGAGAGAGAGAGCUCUGCAGCUGCUGCACACUUCAGCAAAGCACAGAAAGAGUGAGGAGCACAGGAAGACUGCUGGAAAUGCCUUACUUCAGUUUUCCUGGAGCUGAUCUCAGCCCAGCGGUGCUGGAGAACAGCCCCUUCAGGUGGAAGUCCUGGACUGAGUGCGGUCAGCUGCCCCCUGCUGGAAGCUGCUCAGACUGAGCCAUGAAUGUGAUUUUGUCCCUUAGCUUUAGACUCGGUGCGUCCGCCACGUGGCAGCGCGAGGCGGCUCAAACAGUGCCUGUUAACUUGUUCCUGUGUGCAGGGCGGACCGGCAGGGGGCGCUGUGACUGUAGCGCUCCUGCAAACGGUACGAACCUCUCUGGACAGCCUUCACCUUCCCCGGCAGCCACUUCAUGGCUGUAAAAACGUAGACAAGUUAUUAACUUAUUGCUUUUCUAUUUAUUUGGAAGUUCACUUGAGUUGGUUUUAGCUCCAGUGGGAGAACAGCACAGUUCACCUUCACAGGGUUUUCUCUUUCCAUCCAGCCAGAUUGGGUCUAACAGCACUGCUGAAAUCAACCAUUCUUUAACUUAUUGUUUGCUGUUAUAUUUUGCAAAGUAAGUGCAUUAAAUGUGAACUUUUUAUUUAUAUUUUUCCCCUGAAUCCCCUAAAACAACCAAUAAAUAGUGGUUUGCAGUCGAGUAAUCUGGUCUUGGAAAGGAAUUUCUGCACCUUUUGUUGUGCUGCUUUUCCUACAUUUGUUAUUUUGCCAGCAGAUCUCUGAGCCAUAAGCAGUGCUGCCACCUGCUGGUCAGUUUAAGCUCACGGUCAGUGUGACUUGAAAGAAACGAUCCACUCUCUGGACUACAGCCAGAUUUGUCCUGUGCAGCAUGUUGGACUCUGAUCAUUUGGUCCGAUCAGUACUGUCUGGAAGUGGUCGUUGUCCACAUGCUGUCUGCUUCCUGCUCGUUCCAGCUCAGUGUGUGCAUGUAAUCUAAACCUAGCUGGUUUUAGGGUUUAGCUUUUCUAGAGCUCAGAUCUGGCUGGAAGGAGCCAGUCGACUUAAUCAGGCUUGAAAGUUAGAAAAAAUCAAUCAACAAACCACUUUGAUAGGCUUUUGUCCUCUUAAAAUAAAUUAUGAACACUCCUUACGCAAAGUGUUCAAUAUGAAAUAUAUAUAGAUAAAUACAGUGUCCUGGGAUUGGCCGUUAUGUGUUCUGAUGUUGUUGCGACGGGUUUGGAGCUCAGUGUAAUGUCUACUGUGAACCUUUAAACAGGCUCAGCUGAGGAUGAAAAGUGCAGAGCAGUAAAGUCUGUUAGCUCCUGUUAGCCAGAACAAAGUCUGACCAAAUCUGCUGCUAUUGCCUCGCUAACAGCUUCCCACACCAAGUGGGGAUGUUCCCAGUUGUUGUGGGGAUGUUCCCAGUUGUGGGGUGUGCACUGUUAGCUGACUUGUCGUGUGGUUUGAGUUUUGUUCUUGGGCUGAUUCAGCAUCACUUAGAAGGUGCUAGAAGCUAACGGAACACUGAGGAGCUUGAAUAGAAAUGACACUAAGAAAUCAAAAGCAAUGCAUUUGUUUCAAAGGAUUGACCUGACAUUUGUAAAUAGUUUCUUCGGUUCUUUGUUUGACUGAGGAGACUCGGUAUGAGAAGCCAUUCCGGUGAACCUGCACACCGUCUUUUCUACGUCCGUCCUGUUUGUCUGCAGGCUGCGUUUGGUCCUCAGCUCUGCUCUUCUCUAAUGUCACUGUAAAUACCCUCCUGAAGCUUUUCUAGCUCUUCAUGUUCUUUUUAAGUCAGAGCCACACACUGGUUUACACCCAAAUAUAUUCUUCAAGCUGUUGGAUCAGAACACUGUUGUAUUUUGUACCUUUAUAAUCUAUUGUAUUAAUAUUACUACGAAGCCUUUUGAGUUUAUAUCAGUCCAAAUGUAAAGUUUUUCCCGUGAUGGAGAAAAGAUUAAAAACGAAACCUGAGUGUGUU